AUGGCACACAAUUCAUACGGCCUCGCCGGGACUGAGGUCUCGUCGAAACCGCUUCGUUUUGAUGGACAGACAGUCGUUGUCACUGGCGCUGGUGGUGGCCUCGGCAAGGCAUACGCUCUGUUCUUUGCUUCUCGUGGUGCCAACGUUGUUGUAAACGACCUCGGUGGCUCUUUCAAGGGUGAGGGCAAGUCAUCNAAAGGUUAG
Molecule: messenger RNA, 204 nt
Organism: Aureobasidium musti
Lineage: Eukaryota; Fungi; Ascomycota; Dothideomycetes; Dothideales; Saccotheciaceae
Source: the annotation of a GenBank genome assembly